Molecule: messenger RNA, 1014 nt
Organism: Branchiostoma floridae (Florida lancelet)
Lineage: Eukaryota; Metazoa; Chordata; Leptocardii; Amphioxiformes; Branchiostomatidae
Product: basal body-orientation factor 1-like
Exons: 5
Coding region: 81-1013 (310 amino acids)
Source: RefSeq, a predicted model, not a curated record
CUUCACUCUGUGUGAAUGAUUGUUUAGACUAUCUUGGCAACCAGGCGUCAGGAACACUACCUGGUGAUCAUUCGCAAAAAAUGCCUCCAAAGAAGAAAGGUAAAGGUGGCAAGAAAGGCAAGAAGGGUAAGAAAGGGAAAGGAGACAAGGGAGAUGGCGACGAGGCAGCGGGGACAGCCGCACCGUCCGCCGAGCCACCAGAAGGCGAGGACAGAGAGGAGCUGCUGGCCAAACAACUUCAGAGUGUGAAUGAUGAGUUAGCGGAGAAGAAGAGGCGUGUUGAGGAGUUAAGGAAGGAGAACGAGUGGCUGCAGCAGGAGGCUCACCAGACACGGGUGGAGAGUCAUGAGUACAUGUCUUAUAUGGCCAAGAAAACACACAAGAGACAGUCCACUAUUGUCUCUCUCAGCGACCAGAACCAGAAGGAAAUUGAAAAGCUGCAACAGGAGAAAUCAGAGGUGUUGGCAGAGUAUGAGCAGAAGAAAGCAGGACUGAGGCAGCUGCUGCUGGAGAGGGAGAAUGAGCUGGCUAAAACAAAGAAAGAGUUGCAAGAGUUGGAUGAGUUCAAAAAACUACAGGCAGACCAGAUAUCACGAAUCAAGGAUCUUGAGCGAGAAGUCCUGAAGAUGCGUGGCGUACACUCGGACACACUGCAGCAGCUCAAGGCACAGUUCCUGAAGGAGAAGAGUGACUACCAACACGAGUCUGACCAGCGCAUCACCUCCAUGGGCAAACUGGCAAACAAGGAGGCAGCCAGGUGUCUGGAUGAACACACACAGAUGAUCAAACUCGAGAACCGUCAACUGAGACAUGAACUGCUGAACCUGAUCAAGGAAACAAGAGCGUUGCACGAGCACAAACUUCGCCUGGAGGAUCAGAGGAAGGAGCUGCUGAGGGAACAGCAGUAUGCCAAGGACCUGGCUGUCCUUAGGAGCGCCAGACAGCACAAGGUGCUCAAGUCGUUUGGGCUCCUAGAGGACCAGCAAGGGGAGGGUGAACCUGAAGAAUACUAAU